AUGACUCUCUUUCCGCUUAACGCAGACGUUGCACCAUCGUCUAACACGAUGCCUUCACAGCUCACUCCCGGUCCCUCUAGUGCCCCUAGACCGCCUAUAACGUACAGCCGCCGUUCCGCUAUUUCACGCAAUGCAGAUGCGACCAGCAACAUAGUCAAAGACGAAGCGAAGCGUGAAGAGACCCUCAAAGGGAUCGUUCUCAGCGCCCACGGCGGUAAUGACUUCUACGAGAACGCGGCGCGACGAGCGACCAGGAUCGACUACUGUUCACAAAACGUCGCAAGGCAGAGCAAAACGGGGUCACACACCAUCUCUUCUUUGAAAGCUGGAAAGAGAGCGGAACAGUCGGAAUCUCCACGUGCCGCGGGAAAUGACAACGCCAGCGACGAAGACGAGGAGGAAAUUGCUGAAGCUAUUGCACGCUCUCUGGGCAAGACAAUUGAAGAUCGUAACGUUGUGCGCCCCUUCCCCUCGGUACAUGACGACUCCAACAUCGCCGAAACGAAGAUCUUGUCGCUAUUGGCAGCUUCUGAGCCAGCGAAGUCUACUGCUAGGUCUAGCUCAUACGGAUCUACCGGCAGCGGCUCUACGUCUGGUUCGACUCCGCCACACACUCCACUCCAUGCUCUCCUCAACCACAUCAGAUCAGCUGCGAAGAACGUACAAGAGCUCGAUACCAACGAGUUGGCCAGACGUGCUCCUGAGCUGACAUUCAUCAUGAACAGUUGGCAGAACACCGUAGCCAAGGUUCUCUCAGCGACCGAGGCUGCCGAGCUCAAGCGAAUCCAGGACAUCCAAGACUAUCUAGAUUACGACCAAGCCCUGGAAGAGAAGUGUCGAAAGAAGUUGAACGCGCUCGGGAAGCGAUGCGGAGCCCAGGUGCUCCAGAUGAAACAAGGCCAUCAAAAGGAGUUGAUGAAGCAAAAGGAGAUGUAUGAGGCUUACAUCUCACAACACAUGGCGAAGCCGCCUACUCCUCGAGCUCCAGCUUUAGUACGACCGGCGUUCGUUUUCACUGCUGGCGGCCGAGGUUUUCCCGAGCAGCAGCAGAUGUCCUCGUCCUCGAAUCCGGCAGGUUGGGCUCGCAAGAGGGCUAGACUAUCGUAA
This is a messenger RNA of Alternaria ethzedia, 1107 nucleotides long. RefSeq lists its product as uncharacterized. The record is from RefSeq and is a predicted model, not a curated record. The transcript has a single exon. Lineage: Eukaryota; Fungi; Ascomycota; Dothideomycetes; Pleosporales; Pleosporaceae. The coding region runs from base 1 to 1107 and encodes 368 amino acids.